UUGGUCCUUAAAGGCUGUGACUGAUCAUUGUUGCCAGCCAACUACGAAAACAACAUAACUGUCUGCGGUGUCAAGCGAGGAUGCAAAAUAUUUUCAGCAGAAUGAGGAGCAGCAGGUGUAGUGAACAGUGGGGGGCACUGCUCCUCCUCCUGUCUUGCUUUCUGCUGUGUGUCCACUCUCAGGUGGAUCCACAGCAGCCCCCACCAGCGGGCGUAGAGAGUGGAGCUCAUAUAACUGGUCACGGUCGCCUGGACAAAAACAUGGUCCAGGACAAAGACCACAUCAUGGAGCAUUUAGAGGGAGUGAUAGACAAACCAGAGACAGACAUGUCACCUCAGGAGCUUCAGCUGCACUAUUUCAAGAUGCACGAUUAUGAUGGCAACAACCUGCUGGAUGGGCUGGAGCUCGCAACAGCUAUCACACAUGUACACAGAGAAGAGAGAGGAGAGAACAGCGCGCCAAUGAAAGAGGAGGACCUUAUAACUCUUAUUGACGAUGUUCUGAAGGAUGAUGACAAAAACAAUGACGGGUAUAUAGAUUAUGCAGAGUUUGCCAAAUCACUAGAGUAAGAUGUCAGUGGAGCGCUGGCAUUCUUCAUGUCCACAACAACAACAACAACAACAACAAGGAAUCUGCAGAGAAGAGAAGAGAAGCCACCAAGCUGUCUAGAAACCAUUGUCUAAGCGUUGCUGGCGAUCAGUCAGGGUUAUUGGUGAUUAAUGUCCAAGUUCUGGAAAUUUUUGUACUUAAUAAGCUUGUGACACAUUGUUUUUUUAAAGUGAUGUCUAAGCUGGUAGCAGCAAAAGUGAUUAUACCAGUAAUUUAAUAAGCAACACAAAAGGAGGACGAGAAAAGGGUCUUUUUAGUUGGACUCUGGUGUAUGCUUGUGCUGCAGUGACACACCUGCACCUUCUGUUUUUGUAGGUUCCUUGAAAUCAUGCCUUUUUUUUAAAGGGUCAGUUCACUCAAUAUCACUGACAAACACCAUUACCUAACCCCUCAUGAUAUCUUACCAUGCAUGUAUACUGUUAAUUCAGUUUGGUGAGGUUUCAAUGAUCUCUGAGAUCACUUUUCCCAAAAUGCGUACACAGUAAAAGCCCAAUACCUUCACUGGGAACUAAUACAACUAUCAAUACAAACUCCUGAGAGUCCCCUGGACAUUACUCUGUGUCAUUUUUAGACGUGUUGGAAGACUGUGGCAAAUAAAACCCAGACUAUCUUCAACUUCUAAUUUUGGAAGGUUUUGGGUGAAUUGGCCCUUUAUACGUACAGUCUAAACACUCUAAUAGUGUGUGUGCUUCUUUUGACGGUGCUACACUUAAUUCACUGUGGUAGCGCAAUAGCAUCUAAACAGAAUGUCAUCACUUUUUUGGACCCGAGUUUCCAUUUAAAACUGGUUUCACUCUGUACAGUGUGCAUACUGGACCCAAGCAGACACACACUCAUUUACAUGAACACACUGUGGUUGUGUGACACUCAACGUUGUGGACCAAAUGAUUCCUUCUGUGAAUCCAUUUCAUUCGCUGUCUGUGAUGAGGAUGGGACAAACGGGUCGUUCUCAUGACAUUAGAAAGUGGCCUUGACUUAAUCAGAUGUACAGUAGCCUGAUGUAGUGUAUGUGUGUGUGUCUGUGUGUGUGUAGAGAGGAGAGAACCAUGCUGAACUGAUGAGGUCGCAGGUAGAGCACUAUAUUGUAUGUUGCCUGCAGAGUCUCCAUUCAGCAGUGGUUCAUCAGCCCAACAUGUCUCUUCCUGGGGUUGUAUUUGCUGUUAUUGUCAUAAAGAUAUGACAUGAGCCAAUCACCAUCAUCGUCACUGUACAUUCUGUGAGCCAGCUGAUACUUGACAUAAAUCUAAUGUCAUAGAAUGAAUGAAUGUAUGUAUGUAUCACAGCGCUGUGCUGCUGAUUCUUUAUCACUGGAUAAUCUCAACUCAAAGCACACUGGUUGAUGCUGCUGCCACUGCAGUUGUUAAAAUGCUUCACAGGUUUCCAGUCAAAGUGUUAGGAAGCAUCAAACUCAACAUGUUUUUGCUUCAAAUCAUUAGCUGCCUUUAAAACAGAUAUGAAUCAAAUGUCAUGGCUGAGUGUGUGAGUGUCUCAACAUUUGUUGAAUCCAUCUUUGAUUGUUUCUCAAGUGUGGAUGAAUUCUAUAUUUCUGCCGUUCAGUAUUGAUUCUUCAAUCAGUUCAGGUUGUUAAUUAUAUUUUUAAAAAAAAAACAAACUGAAAGCAUAACAGAUGCAACUGUGUUGUCUCUGGAAUGUGAAAUAAUAAAAACUGUAAUCUACAGGCU
Epinephelus lanceolatus (giant grouper) is the source of this 2291-nucleotide messenger RNA. It is a transcript of the gene mcfd2, whose product is annotated as multiple coagulation factor deficiency 2, ER cargo receptor complex subunit. The record is from RefSeq and is a predicted model, not a curated record. Gene Ontology annotation, molecular function: calcium ion binding. Lineage: Eukaryota; Metazoa; Chordata; Actinopteri; Perciformes; Serranidae.